AAUUCAGCCUUAGACCGUUUUCGUUUUCGAUUAGAGCCUCGAAUUUUCAACUUCAAACAAAAUAUACUCAAGUCCUCAUCACCUUUGUGACCUGUACCGCCGCAUCGCAACACAUAGGACUGGAACCCUAUACCAAGGGUAUAUAAGCCGGCCAAGAUGAUCCAACUUAAGACGAUGCUUAACUGCAUCGACAACUCGGGAGCCGCCAUAGUCGAAUGCGCCCUAGUAGUCGGUCAGAAGAGGCACGCAACAAUUGGCGACAGGAUAGUGGCCAUCGUCCAGAAGCAGCGCGGUGCGAGCGAUGCCGGUAUGGGCGCCGCCGCAGGAGCGAACAAGGUGAAGCGCGGCGAUAUCCGCCACGCCAUCAUCGUACGUACCCGAAAGCAGGUCCAGCGUCCCGAUGGUAGCGUCGUUCGCUUCGACGAUAACGCCUGUGUCCUCAUCAACAAGGCCGGAGACCCUAUUGGCACCCGUGUGAACGGCGUAGUGGGCGCCGAAUUGAGGAGACGAGGAUGGAGCAAGAUUUUGAGUAUGGCGCCCGCUCAUGCCUAGGCGAUAUUAUGCAUAAUAAGAGGAGCUGAGGUGUAUCUACGCGUCAUGAUAAUGGAGAGGGUAUGAAACAGCGAAUCCACUGCGAUGCCAACUUAAAGAAAACCCUAAUAUCAUGGAAUGAGUCAAGGGACUCUAUGUCCAUCGAUUAGGAGUUGUGCAUCUGAUGUACUAUAUACUAAGCACGCAUAUAGCAGGCGUUGACAUGGCGUGCUGGCGUCGUACUAAUUGGCUGGUACGCAUUAUGAGAGGCCCCGGCUAUUCUCGCAAUCGAAUUUAUGAAAUCUCCAAGCACUACAUUACACGCUUCACGGAAACCUCGCCUAUUCGCGCAGUGGAACUCUUUAAUAGUCGUACUCGGCUCUUCACUUAGGGGUUGGGUUAGCACGGAUUUAAAAUAGUACGAAUGAUACGUAAAUGUGACUUUGUGUUAGGAAAC
This is a messenger RNA of Daldinia caldariorum, 988 nucleotides long. Its product is annotated as 50S ribosomal protein L14. The transcript is spliced from 3 exons. The record is from RefSeq and is a predicted model, not a curated record. Gene Ontology annotation, cellular component: ribosome; mitochondrial large ribosomal subunit. Gene Ontology annotation, molecular function: large ribosomal subunit rRNA binding; structural constituent of ribosome. The coding region runs from base 157 to 552 and encodes 131 amino acids. Lineage: Eukaryota; Fungi; Ascomycota; Sordariomycetes; Xylariales; Hypoxylaceae. Gene Ontology annotation, biological process: translation.